This is a messenger RNA of Xenopus tropicalis (tropical clawed frog), 3865 nucleotides long. It is a transcript of the gene opcml, whose product is annotated as opioid binding protein/cell adhesion molecule-like. Bases 143 to 1180 code for a protein of 345 amino acids. The record is from RefSeq and is a predicted model, not a curated record. NCBI's taxonomy places the organism in Eukaryota, Metazoa, Chordata, Amphibia, Anura, Pipidae. Gene Ontology annotation, cellular component: plasma membrane. The transcript has 8 exons.
UUCAGCCAAUGGCAGCGAGGCGGGCGGGCUCUGCUGCUGGGAGAGAGUGAGCAGAGCGCGGAGUGUCAGUGCGUGUGUGUGUGGAAGAGCCCGCAGCUUUGCACCGAGCCCGCAGCUUCUUUCUUACCUCUAAGCAGACGCCAUGUGGGGGGUUCCCGCUGCUGCUCACCUGUACCACCAUGUGUGCUGGAUGUUCGGCGCGGCGCUCACUGUCCUGCUCUCCAUCACAGGAGUGCCGGUGCGCAGCGGGGAUGCCGGGUUCCCAAAAGCCAUGGACAACGUGACGGUUCGACAAGGGGACAGCGCCAUCCUCAGGUGCACAGUAGACAACAGAGUGACAAGAGUAGCCUGGCUAAAUCGUAGCACCAUCUUAUACACUGGCAAUGACAAGUGGUCGAUAGACCCCCGUGUGGUGCUUCUGGCCAACACAAAGAGCCAGUACAGCAUUGAGAUCCAGAAUGUGGACAUUUAUGAUGAGGGACCCUACACCUGCUCUGUGCAAACAGACAAUCACCCCAAAACGUCUCGUGUACAUCUCAUUGUUCAAGUUGCCCCACAAAUCCUAAAUAUCUCCUCUGACAUUACUGUUAAUGAAGGAAGCACUGUUGCACUACGAUGUCUAGCCACCGGAAGACCUGAGCCAGCGGUGACGUGGAGACAUUUCACUGGGAAAUCUCACCGGUUUGUAAGUGAUGAUGAAUACUUGGAAAUCACAGGAAUCACCAGAGAUCAGUCUGGACAGUAUGAAUGUAGUGCAGCCAAUGAUGUCUCAGCUCCUGAUAUCAGAAAAGUUAGAGUCACGGUAAACUAUCCUCCAUAUAUUUCAGAUACCAGAAAUACAGGAGCUUCACUGGGACAAAAAGGCAUUCUGCGUUGCUCGGCUUCUGCUGUCCCACUUGCAGAAUUCCAGUGGUAUAGAGAAGAAACCAGGUUAGCCAAUGGCCUAGAUGGUGUUAGGAUUGAAAACAAAGACCACAUGUCCAUUCUAACAUUUUUCAAUGUCUCAGAAAAGGAUUAUGGGAAUUAUACCUGUGUUGCGUCAAAUAAGCUUGGAAACAGUAAUGCCAGUGUCAUAUUAUAUGGACCUGGAGCCAUUCAUAAUAGAAGCAGCUCAGCUUCUGCAGCAAUAGCUGCCACCUGUCUUUGGUGUUCUAUCCUGUAUUCCCUCACAACGUUUUGAACAUGGAAGUGGGGGUGCUCAGUGAUGCCUGGGAGUUGUUGCUGGAUUCUCCCUCUACACUUCAAUGACAGAAAUGACUUUACAAAUAAUGGGGGGGAUGCCUCAGCCCUACACUCUAAUACUCCCCUGGGUCUUAGGUAGUUUGCUGGAUAUCAAUACAUAUUUGGUUUCUAUUCACACAUUUUCGACUAUGUUCUUUGCUCCAUGUUCCUCAACAUUUGACGAUAGGCCCGGGGGAGCAACUGGGUUGGUUUCUUGUGUUGGUGUCUUCGUAAAUCCCUGUGUGAUGCACUGCAGGUUAUGGAUGAGAAAUGGUAAGAUGGGAAGCUACCUAUCACUACAAAAAGGACAGUGGUCACAACUGCUUCAAAGGAAUGGAUGUUCAUCAUACUCCCAUCUAUGGCUCCAAAGAUUCAUUCAAAUUAAUUGUGAAAGCCAAAAAUGGGCAACAUGAGUGGAGGCAUCAUGGGAGCUUGGAAGCUGCACAAGAACUACUAAACAUCCUCCGGCUACAGAGAGAUAUGAGCUAAACAAACAUGAAUGGUUCUAAACUCAGCCUGUAGGAUUAAUUUGAUCUGUCCUGAGCUCUCACCAACAUCAGAUGUCUUUAUAAAUACAAUAGUAAGCAUGUGGUGCCCUGUUGAGGACCUUGUGAUCUCUCUUAGAAAAAUGCUUUCACAUCUAGCUUUGGGAACCCCUUUGUUAACCCACUGACCCUCUUAUCAACCAUCCCAGUACCUUCUAUGUCCUCUUAGAGUUUAUGUCCCACCUAAUUAAGUAGCCUUUGGAACAGUGAUUUUAAGUCCCUUUCCACCACACAGAUCUGAAGGGUUUCUAAAUAUAUGUGACAUAUUUGCAUAAGGUCCAUUGUGCAAUAUGAAAAUAAAUAAGUAAAAAAAAAUAUGCUAUUAAAACAACUGUUAACUGGUAGGUGGGUAAAUCAGAAAACAGUUUGUCCACGUUGUAAAGCAGAAUGUUGGUGUAAAAACAUUAAGCAAUAUUUUGUUUCUCUGACAGAAGGCCAAAACUUUGGAGAAAAGAUAUUUUACAUUUUGUUACUUGUGUACUGCAUAAACAGAACAUAUUUUUUGGAUCCCCCUUCCCCAAAAAAUAAAAACAUGGGGAUGGAGCAUUCUCAUCUAUGCAAAAGAAUCUAGUUAAAAAUUCCAAAAAAUAUAUGAGAUAUUUAGUGUCCAGCUGUGGUUGAGAACAAAAUGACCCUUCAGUUUUCCAUUUGCAUGUAAAUGUUCAGAUUUGAGCCCCUGUGACCCUAAAAAUAAUUCUAAAUUAUUUUCUAUUUUGUUUGUCACGUUUUCUUCAGUCUUGCAGUACACAAUCACAGCAAGCAGGCAGGCACCAUUUUGUGGACACUGUUAUUAUGGCAAGCUUUGUAUCACCCCAAAAUCUUGUGUAUGCACCAGAAUGGGGGACCUGAUACACAUGCCCCUGUACUGGCUACACAAUUAGAUGGUGAGGAGGGGGGAAGUGAAAGCAAUUAUAUGCCCCACAUCUAUGCCUCUGCAUAGAGGUGGGGCAGGGAAUAUAUGAUUGACAGCUGGGAUUUUAAAUGCCUUUACAAUACGUAUGAAUGUGUUUAUAAAAAAGGUAUUUGGGUUUCAUGUUUAAUUUGAAAAUGGCUUUUGUUAUACAGUUUUUUAUGUCUGGGUGACAGGUCCCCUUGAAGAAUAAAAGUAUAACAAUGUGAUCAUUUACUCCCAAACUACUGUAAUUGGAAGCAAAACAAUCCAAAUGAUUUUCACUAGAAAAAGUAUGGCGAUCCAAAUUAAAGAAAGGCCCCUUCUCCAGGUCCUGAGUUUUCUGGAUAACAAGUCCUAUAACUGUAUAUUAAAAAGGGAGGAAUCCAUAAUGUGUCUUUAAAUAAUACACAUUGAGAACAGGCAGCAAGGCCAUUUAAAAAACGUAAUUCUGUAUGAGGAAUGAUAUUAUUAUAGAGUUACCAAACUUGCGGUUGACCGUAAAUGUGAUUAGCCAUGUGUAGCUCAUAACAUUGCUGUUAAUAGUAUGCAGAGACUUACCCACCUACCUUUUGCUAAACUAUAUACAUCUCUCAUUUUCAUCUCUUCACAUUCAGAUACAAAAACGACACAGACAGAUGUCUGCAGUGAGUGAAACCUCCAGAGCAUAACGCUAAAUGCAUAUAAUAGUUGCUAUGCAUAUUUCUAACUAAGUGGUCAAUUGACAAUUGUGAUGUAAAGACUACCAUAAGAACACCAGUGAUGGUAAUUCAGGUAACAGCAACAGGAGCCAGAUGCAGAGUGGCAGCCUACAAUGCAAUGCUCUGCCAAUAUAUAGGUAAAGAGAUUGUGGUCAAAGUGUCAGGCCCUUUCAAGAUGAUUAGUGUUUUAAUGCCUUAUUUGCAAAUAUAUCAAUGGCAGUAUUGGAAUUCUCUGCAAAUCUCUCUUAACGAUUGUCAAAGGUGCAAUGCCCUGAGUUUAAACUUAAAGAACAGGUUUAUUCUUGUUUUGUUUUUUUUAAUUACCAUAGCUCAGUUUGGAUAUUCACUUGGUUCUGAAACCCUAGAAGGCCAGGUGUGGUGAUUUCAAUGUUAGAUGAUAAGGACACAAGCAGAUUGCUGCAUGUUACACAACUUUGUAAAAUUUUCUAGGCCAGGACAGUGAGAUGGUUGUAAUCCUGUGACGUGUCAAUAAAGUCUGAUAUUUGUAA